AUGUUUGUAUGUACAUACAAAUGUAAAAAAAACUUAAAAAAAAUAUAUAUUUUUGAAAAAUUUAUCAUUUACUAUUAUAUUUGAGGUUUUACUUCUCUUUUUUUCAACCAUAAACCAUUGACAGGUCAUCUUAUUUUUUAACAAUGUUGCGUUUGGUCUCCACAAUUUCUAUCAAAGGGAAUUAUCGUAGAAUUUUUGGUUUACUUCAACGCGGCUAUAAAUGUGAAACAAUAAAUGGUCUUAUUCCCGGAGGUGGCUUAAAGAAAUUUAAAAAUAUCAAAGAAGAAGAAUAUUUCUCAAAGAAGGAUAACAAAAUUUUCGAAAACAUCAAAGAAAACCCUGAAAACUACCAAAUGAUGGAAGACUUUGGAUGUAAUCCACCUUAUUCCAAGGAAGUGCCGAAAUUUCAACCAACCAGUUCAGUAAAGCAUAAAAAUCUUCCCGAAGAAGUCUAUUUUUUAAACGAACAUUGUGAUUGCAUUCAGAAGUUAAAAUUAAAGAACAGCAAAGAAGAUAAUUCAUAAAUAUUCGCCUUCUAACAUUUAAUAAAGAAAAAAAUCAAUUUUUUUAAAAUUUUAACGUCAAAUUUUGAGUACUCGAAAAAAUACUUGAACAGCAAACGGAAAUUCAUCACACGCCAUUUAAUUUGCGACCAAAAGAAGAACCAAGGAGCAGCUGAUAACUGUCAAAAAAGAAGAAAAAAUAGAAAAACAAAAUAAAAAAAAGAAAACAAACAUCUGUCUAUUUUAAGAAGACGAAACAACUGCGCUUUUCACUUUAAAAAACUGCGACCAAUUUUUCAAUCUCCUCAAAAUAAUCAAUUGCUUGUUUUCCAAAAAGUUUUCCAAUUGAAAAUCAAUAUUUUUGAAUAAUAUUGAACUCUCUUGAAUUGUAUAAUGUUCAUUGCUCGUCGAUUCAUUCUUUCCAUAAAUCCGAAAAACCUCCGACUUAGCUGAGUCCACAUCGAUUAGUUUCAUCAAAACCACAUUCCUCCCUCCAAACAACAUGGCAGCACUUUGUGGAUCAUUGAAGAAAAAUAUUCGCACGAAAAUGAAGGAAAGUAUACUUCCAUCAAUAACACCAGAGUCUAGGAAAAGGCAAUCCGAUGGAAUUACUCAAAGGGUUAUCGCUACUGAUGACUUCAAGAAAGCUAACACAAUUAGCAUUUACCUCAGCACACCAACUGAAGUUGAUACAACUAAGUUACUCUCGGAGAUGUUCUCUCAAGGAAAGCAGGUUUUCGUACCAACUUAUAAUAAAAACGUCAUGGAAAUGGUGAAACUCGAAUCCCUCUCCGACUACGAAUCUCUCCCUCUCACAAAAUGGAACAUCAAACAACCAAAAAUCAGUGAUGGACGUCCAAAUGCCCUCACUUCCGGUGGAAUUGAUCUCUUUUUAGUACCGGGAGUUUUAUUCAGCAAUAAAGGAGGACGUUUAGGUCAUGGAAUGGGAUUCUAUGACAAAUACUUCAAAAGACAUUCCGAGACAUAUCCCAACAAAAAGACAACUCGAAUGGCAAUCGCCUUCAAGGAGCAACUUGUGCCUGAAGACGAACUGCCCUUGGCCGAACACGAUGUGAUCUUAGACUUUGUUGUAACGGAAGAUGAAAUCCUUUCCUCGAAAUAAAAUUUAUAUAUUUUUUUCUUUAUUUUAAGAAACAAGAGAAGAACAAAAUAAAAAAAGAAA
Molecule: messenger RNA, 1686 nt
Organism: Eupeodes corollae
Lineage: Eukaryota; Metazoa; Arthropoda; Insecta; Diptera; Syrphidae
Gene: Mthfs
Product: 5-formyltetrahydrofolate cyclo-ligase
Exons: 7
Coding region: 1006-1626 (206 amino acids)
Biological process (GO): tetrahydrofolate interconversion; folic acid-containing compound biosynthetic process
Cellular component (GO): mitochondrion
Molecular function (GO): 5-formyltetrahydrofolate cyclo-ligase activity
Source: RefSeq, a predicted model, not a curated record